Molecule: messenger RNA, 1566 nt
Organism: Cyprinodon variegatus (sheepshead minnow)
Lineage: Eukaryota; Metazoa; Chordata; Actinopteri; Cyprinodontiformes; Cyprinodontidae
Product: mitochondrial thiamine pyrophosphate carrier-like
Exons: 7
Coding region: 161-1147 (328 amino acids)
Biological process (GO): thiamine pyrophosphate transmembrane transport
Cellular component (GO): mitochondrial inner membrane
Molecular function (GO): thiamine transmembrane transporter activity
Source: RefSeq, a predicted model, not a curated record
CUUUGAAAUAUGGCGCAUGCGUUGUUUACUUUGCGGAAGUGCAAUGUGUGGCUUGAUGUUAGCCAAAUGCAAUUAGUGUGGAAUUGGUUGUCCUGCUUGCCUGUCUGUUGUAUUAAUGAAUGACCUUCAGUUUAAGUUUUGUUAAUAGUGCUGUAGAGACAUGGUGGGAUAUGACCCCAGGGCUCAGAAUGCAGCACCCUCCCCAAAUGAGGCAGCCCUUGCUGGAUCAGCUGCUGGGAUGGUCACCAGAGCCCUCAUCAGCCCUUUUGAUGUCAUUAAAAUAAGAUUUCAGCUGCAGAUUGAGCGUGUGUCUUCACGAAGCCCUGAGGGGAAAUAUAGGGGAAUAUAUCAGGCAUUCAGAAGAAUUUACUCUGAGGAAGGUCUCUCUGCUUUCUGGAAAGGUCAUAUUCCAGCACAGCUCCUGUCUAUUUGCUACGGGGCCGUCCAGUUUGUCAGUUUUGAGUUUCUGACUGAGUUGGUUCACAAGUCAACCCCAUAUGACAGCCAGACUUCAGGAGUUCAUUUUUUCUGUGGCGGCCUAGCAGCCUGUUCUGCUACAGUGGCCUGCCAGCCUCUGGACACGCUGAGGACGCGCUUUGCAGCUCAGGGAGAACCCAAGGUUUACGGUAACUUGCGGUAUGCCGUGUCCACGAUGUGGCGCACUGAGGGGCCACUGACGUUUUAUCGCGGCCUGUCUCCAACUCUGCUGGCAGUGUUUCCUUAUGCUGGACUGCAGUUCUUCUUCUACAAUGUCUUUAAGCAGCUGUUGAGUCCUCCAGUUAAAUCCAGAGACUCAGGAGGAAACCUGAGAAGCCUGGUCUGUGGCAGUGGAGCUGGAAUGAUCAGUAAAACCCUCACAUACCCCUUUGAUUUGUUCAAAAAAAGGCUGCAGGUGGGGGGCUUUGAGAAAGCCCGAGCUCACUUUGGAGAGGUGCGGACCUACAGAGGCCUGAUGGACUGCGCGGUUCAAAUAGCCAAAGAGGAAGGUAUUCGAGGGUUCUUCAAAGGCCUCUCUCCCAGCCUCCUGAAGGCGGCUCUGUCCACAGGCUUCACUUUUUUCUGGUAUGAGUUCUUCCUCAACAUCAUGAAGAACACGAAGGAGAAACGGAGAACUGAUGACCUCAGUGGUGGCCGAAAGGAGAGAUGAUGAAAUAAAAAAAAAAAAAUUAAAGAAAAUGAGGCAAUCACGCACACUAUAAAUGCACUAAUGCCUUGUUGCACUGAACACAUUUCUCAACUGGCAAACAGACUCUGGAUUUGGAUUUUUAUGGUGUUUACAUAUGUUAAAAGGGGAAAGUUAGUCAUGUAUAUCAUUGUAUUUCUGUAUCAUUUGCUUUUUUGUGCAACCUUUAUGUUUAUGUUAUGUUUGAGAUGACACACUCACAGAAACUUUUCCCCCAAAUUUUAAGAUUUAUUUAAUUUUUUUACAUAACAAAUUCCUAAUUUACUUUUUUUUUUCUUUUAGAUCUUUUUAAUACAAACCUAUUAUAUAAACAUUACAUGAUCAAAACUAAUACUAAAGAGUUUAUUUCAAAUGCAUAAAGUUUGUUUGUUUUAAUUGUAUAA